Magnolia sinica is the source of this 1857-nucleotide messenger RNA. RefSeq names its product probable protein phosphatase 2C 42. Bases 240 to 1355 code for a protein of 371 amino acids. Gene Ontology annotation, biological process: protein dephosphorylation. Lineage: Eukaryota; Viridiplantae; Streptophyta; Magnoliopsida; Magnoliales; Magnoliaceae. The record is from RefSeq and is a predicted model, not a curated record. The transcript has 4 exons. Gene Ontology annotation, molecular function: protein serine/threonine phosphatase activity; cation binding.
ACUCUCUCUCUCUCGAAAGAGAGAGAAAGAACGAAAGUCACACCACCACCCCCUUCUGUCCCUUCUCCACCCAACACCUUAGCCUGCGCGACCCGACCCUUCCCUGGCUUAACCUACGCACACCCCCCAAAAAACCCCUUUUCAUUUCGGAGAGUACAAGGCAUUUCGUCCCUCACCGAGGAAUUCCUAGGGUUAGGGUUAGGGUUAGGAUUAGGGUUAGGGUUCCUGAGAGAUGUGGGAUGCUCGGAGCUUUGAUGAAAUUCAUCUCCCUCUGCUUGAAGCCCUUCUCUGGGAAUGCUUCUGCCGCUGCUGCUGAUGGAGGGAGAGAGAGAAAGGACGGUUUGCUUUGGUUCCGGGACAUUGGCCGCUCUGCCUGCGGCGAUUUCUCCAUGGCCGUCAUCCAGGCCAAUCAGGUGCUUGAAGACCAAAGCCAGAUCGAAUCUGGACCGUUUGGGACGUUCAUUGGCGUCUAUGAUGGGCAUGGCGGGCCCGAGGCAGCUCGGUAUGUCUGCGACCGCCUGUUCCGGAAUUUCCAUGAGAUUUCAUCUGAGGCACAGAAUGUAACAUCUGAAACCAUUCGGAGAGCCUUUCAAGAAACUGAGGAAGGGUUUACUGCCCUCGUUUCUGAGCUGUGGACAACUCGACCACAAAUGGCAACUGUUGGAUCGUGCUGUCUUGUUGGGGUUGUCUGUCAGCAAACCCUAUAUGUUGCCAAUGUGGGAGAUUCUCGUGUCGUGUUGGGAAAAAAAGUUGGAAACACGGGAGGAGUUGCUGCCAUACAACUAUCUACUGAACACAACGCUAACUUGGAGGCCGUGAGGCAUGAGCUUCAGGAAUUACAUCCAAACGACCCUCAAAUUGUUGUUCUUAAACAUGGUGUUUGGAGAGUAAAAGGCAUCAUUCAGGUUUCUAGAUCCAUAGGUGAUGUAUAUAUGAAACACGCCCGGUUCAACAGGGAACCGAUCAAUGCGAAAUUCAGACUUCCAGAACCAAUGAACAUGCCAAUCUUGACUGCCAAUCCAUCUAUUAUCUCUCUCCCUCUUCAACCAAAUGAUUCUUUUCUCAUAUUUGCCUCCGAUGGUCUAUGGGAGCACUUAAGCAAUGAAAAAGCAGUGGAGAUUGUUCACAACCAUCCACAAGCAGGAAGUGCCAAAAGGCUCAUCAAGGCUGCUCUCCAAGAAGCAGCUAGGAAACGAGAAAUGCGAUACUCAGAUCUCAAAAGGAUCGACAAGAAGGUCCGACGGCACUUCCACGACGAUAUUACAGUCAUUGUUUUAUUCCUAAAUCACGACCUUAUCUCCAGAGGCUCGAUGCAAGGCGCUCCCAUAUCCAUUCGAAGUGCUUUGGAACACUGACGAUACACGAAACUGCCUGUUUUAUUUCCCCCUGAUUACUGCCAACAGCAGAAGACUGUGGAUCCAAUCCCCUCGAGGGAUAUUGCGAUGAUCCUCGAGGAUUAUUAGAGAGCAGCUUCUCGCAAGCAGUUGCUGCACUGCCCAGAGAUUGAUCUGUACAAUGGUUACAGCAAACUUGUCAGAAGACGGUUCAAGUACAGUGCUCCUUUAAUGCCCUGAUAAAUACUCAUUUGAAACUCGUGUUAUUAUCUUUGUUUCUGAAUUGCAAUAUUACCAGAUUCAUUCUGCAUUCUGGUGAGAGGGGGCGUGGACGAGGAAAGCAAAGACUCCAAAAUCGGUAAAAUAGGAAGGAAAUGAAGAAUCUGUUCUCAUGAUCAAGGAGUGAAAAACCGCAGCUUAUGGAUCAGGUGUUGCCAUGUAAUCCUAAACAAUCACCAGGCUGUAGUCGAUUUAUUGAACUAAGUUAUCUUUUUAGUGGAAUUGAGCAAGUGGUUUGCUGUCA